Columba livia (rock pigeon) is the source of this 803-nucleotide messenger RNA. Its product is annotated as feather keratin Cos1-1/Cos1-3/Cos2-1. The coding region runs from base 25 to 483 and encodes 152 amino acids. The transcript is spliced from 2 exons. Gene Ontology annotation, cellular component: intermediate filament. Gene Ontology annotation, molecular function: structural constituent of cytoskeleton. NCBI's taxonomy places the organism in Eukaryota, Metazoa, Chordata, Aves, Columbiformes, Columbidae. The record is from RefSeq and is a predicted model, not a curated record.
UAGGUGCUGUGUUUUACAUUCAUCAUGAGCUUGUCAGAAAAUUAUUACUUCCAUAAAGAGUACCUUGGCCUGAGGCAGUGCAGGACUCCUAUAAAAGGCAGCCCAACUAUCUGCUCUCUCAUUCAGUUCUCUCGCCUCCUUCUCCUUGGGAAUCAGGUGAACCUCAGUCCCAGAGACAUGUCCUGCUGCAACCCAUGCGUGUCCUGCCAGCCCUGUGGCCCAACCCCACUGGCCAACAGCUGCAAUGAGCCCUGUGUCAGGCAGUGCCAGAGCUCCAAUGUUGUCAUCCAGCCCUCUCCCGUGGUGGUGACCCUGCCCGGCCCCAUCCUCAGCUCCUUCCCACAGAACACCGUUGUGGGCUCCUCCACCUCCGCUGCUGCUGGCAGCAUCCUCAGCCGUGACGGAGUCCCUAUCAACUCUGGGGGCUUUGACCUCUCCUGCAUUACCAGCCGCUACUGUGGCAACAGAUGUCAACCCUGCUAAAGCUACUGGCAACAUCCUUGGGCAAGAACCUCCCAAGACCUUCGAACAUGGUCCUUGAAAUGAGAUAGAUCUGUAUGGCAUUGCAUUCAGAGUUUUGAAUGGAUGUUUCCUUCUUCCCCUCAUGUCACUCUCAUUCUUUCCUCAGCUGUUUUUGUCUCCCAAGGCCAGCCUAGUGGGAACCUCUUGGCCUCCCUUCUUCUGCAGGGCAGGCAGCCUGUCUCUCUACAGGAGUUUCACCACAUCUUUGUGACUGACCCUGGUGCUCCCUGCAAGCCAUCUCCUUUUCUCCUUAAGACUCAUUAAAUUUGUCAUGCAUCCAA